AUGGCGGAUCUGAUUCAAUUCGCAGCGAAAAACGCUGUUGUCACAUGUCCUCUCGGCCCCCGCAUCCGCACCUUCGUCGGCUGCAAAGACUCCUCCAAAGCCAACCAAGACGGGCUCCUCCCCAGCAUCAACGACUCCGCAGACCAACCCAUCGCCCUCUUCGGCGCCAAAACAAUCAACCCCCACAAACUCGUAGCCCUCCUCGGCGCCCACACUACCUCGCAGCAAUUCUUCGUCGACCCUAAGCGCGCCUCCUCGCCACAAGACGGCACUCCGGCUACUUGGGAUACACUAUUCUAUAACCAGACGCUCGGCCUAGGCCCGCUGCCCAAAGCUGUCAUGCGCUUCCCCAGCGAUGUUGUCCUUGCGCAGGAUUCGAGGACCAAGGUCGAGUGGGAGAAGUUUAGCAGGGGCGCUCAGGGACAGGAACAUUGGAAUAAGGACUAUUCUUAUAGCUAUAUCCGGUUCUCGUUGCUGGGUGUUAACAAUAUCAAUACUUUGACGGAGUGUACCAAGGUUUUGCCCAUGCAGAAUAAGUCGUUCAGGGGCGCGGGGGAUUUUGUUGAUCACGGAGUAGGAGGUGGGAUGCGUGGUGGAUGGGAUUGGGUUUGUAUAGCUUGCCCUAGCGGAAUGUUAUUUGAUGGCUGGUAG
Ascochyta rabiei is the source of this 651-nucleotide messenger RNA. RefSeq names its product Manganese peroxidase. Gene Ontology annotation, biological process: cellular response to oxidative stress; hydrogen peroxide catabolic process; response to reactive oxygen species. The transcript has 2 exons. Gene Ontology annotation, molecular function: peroxidase activity; heme binding. Lineage: Eukaryota; Fungi; Ascomycota; Dothideomycetes; Pleosporales; Didymellaceae. The record is from RefSeq and is a predicted model, not a curated record. Bases 1 to 651 code for a protein of 216 amino acids.